This is a messenger RNA of Penicillium canariense, 693 nucleotides long. Its product is annotated as RWD domain-containing protein. NCBI's taxonomy places the organism in Eukaryota, Fungi, Ascomycota, Eurotiomycetes, Eurotiales, Aspergillaceae. The coding region runs from base 1 to 693 and encodes 230 amino acids. The record is from RefSeq and is a predicted model, not a curated record. The transcript is spliced from 2 exons. Gene Ontology annotation, biological process: cytoplasmic translation. Gene Ontology annotation, molecular function: protein binding.
AUGGGUCGCGAAGAUCAAAUUGAGGAGCGCGAGGUCCUCGACUCGAUUUUCCCCGAUGAGAUUACGGACAUAUCCGAAACCUCAUACAAGAUCUCGAUAACUCUCGAUCCCCCGGAGAAUGGCCCUGAGCCAACAGAGCAGCCUGUGAUCUUCCUUGAAGUCGCAUACCCAGAAGAGUACCCAGAUGUCGCCCCGGAGCUCAAAAUCACACCCGCACCCAAUGCGCCGAAGCACCCUCUUAUCGAAUUUCCACGAGACGACGACGUCCUCAUUAAUGCUCUGGACAAUGCAAUCGAAGAGAACUUGGGAAUGGCAAUGGUCUUCUCGCUUGUCAGCGCGCUGAAGGAAGCUGCAGAGCUUCUGAUGGCUGAGCGCGUACAGGCAGUCGAGAAUGAGAAGGCACGAGUGGCCCAGAAAGCAGAAGAUGAAGAGAACAGCAAAUUCCGGGGCACAGCAGUCAACCGAGAGACAUUCGAGGCCUGGCUUUCCGCGUUCAAGAAGGAGGCGGAGGAAGAGGAGCAACGGCAGCGGGAGGAGAAGGAGGCCGAAGACAAGAAGAGGAAGACCACCAAGGAAGAGAAGAAGCUCACGGGGCGAGAGCUAUGGGAGCGUGGUCUCGCUGGCAAGGCAGAUUAUGAUGAAGAUGAUGAGGAUGCCAUGCCUGCCGUCGAGAAGCUCAAGGUUACUGCAUGA